AUUCUCUCUUUUCUGACGAGCUGUCGUCGUUCGUAGGACGUGAACCUUGUAGUUCGUCUUAAAUCCAAAGUAAUCGCUUUGGAUAUAGAUUUUUUGUAAUAGUAAAUAACAUUAUAAUAUAACAAAAUGCCGCCUAAGUUUGAUCCUAACGAAAUUAAAAUCGUUUGCUUGAGAUGUGUUGGUGGAGAAGUGGGUGCUACAUCAUCUUUGGCUCCUAAAAUUGGUCCACUUGGUCUGUCCCCUAAAAAGGUUGGUGAUGACAUCGCUAAGGCUACUAGUGAGUGGAAGGGUCUGAAGAUCACAGUGCAGUUGAUUGUACAGAACAGACAGGCUCAGAUAUCUGUAGUGCCGUCUGCCGCUGCCCUCAUUAUUAGAGCCUUGAAGGAACCUCCGCGUGACCGCAAGAAGCAAAAGAACAUCAAACACAGUGGCAACAUCACCCUGGAGGAUGUCAUUAGCAUUGCUAAGACCAUGAGACCACGAUCUAUGGCGAGGUAUCUGUCUGGAACAGUCAAAGAAAUCCUUGGAACUGCCCAAUCAGUUGGCUGCACCGUAGAAGGAAGACCCCCUCACGACUUGAUUGUUGAUAUCAAUGAGGGUACACUUACCAUUGAUGAAUAAACAUCAAUUCUGGAAUA
Danaus plexippus (monarch butterfly) is the source of this 638-nucleotide messenger RNA. RefSeq names its product large ribosomal subunit protein uL11 (gene RpL12). Gene Ontology annotation, molecular function: structural constituent of ribosome; large ribosomal subunit rRNA binding. The record is from RefSeq and is a predicted model, not a curated record. The coding region runs from base 127 to 621 and encodes 164 amino acids. NCBI's taxonomy places the organism in Eukaryota, Metazoa, Arthropoda, Insecta, Lepidoptera, Nymphalidae. Gene Ontology annotation, biological process: translation. The transcript has 4 exons. Gene Ontology annotation, cellular component: ribosome; cytosolic large ribosomal subunit.